Molecule: messenger RNA, 609 nt
Organism: Entamoeba invadens IP1
Lineage: Eukaryota; Evosea; Mastigamoebida; Endamoebidae
Exons: 2
Coding region: 1-609 (202 amino acids)
Biological process (GO): mRNA splicing, via spliceosome
Cellular component (GO): U2-type spliceosomal complex; nucleus; catalytic step 2 spliceosome
Source: RefSeq, a predicted model, not a curated record
AUGUCGAAACCACGGCCACCUAAGAGUGUACGAACAAAACAACAAUUUGUGGCAGUUGCAAAAUUAAAGCUUGCUGUGGCACACCCCGAGUUGGUUGAAUUCCACGACGCAAACUCACGUGAACCCGAGUUGUUAAUCGAGUUGAAGUCGAUGAAAAAUGCUGUUCCAAUCCCACAACAUUGGUGUCAACGGAAACGGUUCUUGUCAGGGAGGAGAGAAAAAGAAGCGUACCGAUUGCCUGACUACAUCGAAGCAACUGGUGUAGGACAACUUCGGCAGGCAUAUCUUGAUCAGGAACAAGACCUCAAAAUGAAACAGAAGAUGCGCGAGAAGAUGCGUCCAAAGACGGUUGGUUGCAUCGAUUACCAAAUUCUGUACGACGCUUUCUUCAAAAACCAGAAAAAGGAGAAAAUGACGCAAUUUGGCGAACUUUACUUUGAUGGGAAGGACGAACAGAAGUACACGGGAACACCAUUUAAACUCUCAUCACAACUGAGAGAGGCGCUUGGAAUUGGAGAAACACAAACACCCCCUUGGGCUGAUGCAAUGCGUACUUACGGCCCACCACCCGCUUACACUGAUUUGAUUGCUGAACUCAAUAAUUCGUAA